AUGUAUGACCUCCUCACUGUUCUCGUGAACUAUUUCAUCACUGUUCUCAUGUAUGACCUCCUCACUGUUCUCGUGAACUAUUUCAUCACUGUUCUCAUGUAUGACCUCCUCACUGUUCUCGUGAACUAUUUCAUCACUGUUCUCAUGUAUGACCUCCUCACUGUUCUCGUGAACUAUUUCAUCACUGUUCUCAUGUAUGACCUCCUCACUGUUCUCAUGAACUAUUUCAUCACUUUCUCAUGUAUGACCUCCUCACUGUUCUCGUGA
Messenger RNA from Trichomonas vaginalis G3, 267 nucleotides. RefSeq lists its product as uncharacterized. The coding region runs from base 1 to 267 and encodes 88 amino acids. The transcript has a single exon. The record is from RefSeq and is a predicted model, not a curated record. Lineage: Eukaryota; Parabasalia; Trichomonadida; Trichomonadidae.